AGCACUCGCCGAACACUUCAGCGAAUAGCAAUGAAGCUCACAAUUAUUGCCGUUUUUUACGCAGUUGCGGCUUUCUCUCUUGCCACUGCAACAUCGACAGAAAUCGCGAAGCCGCUUGGAGACGACUGCAACACGACUGCAUCUCCUACCACAGUAAAUUAUUGUCCCAUUUGUUCGUGCAAUCCACCACCAAACUGCAUACGACGUCAAACUCCUAUAAGAUGCUUGAUCAAAUGCCCGAAUCCGACUCCAGCAGAUUGAUGCAGUAAAAGCAAUCAUGUCCUUCUGUUGUGCUUAUAAAUAUUCACUUAAUGAAUAAAAUUACUG
Cylicocyclus nassatus is the source of this 327-nucleotide messenger RNA. The record is from the annotation of a GenBank genome assembly. Lineage: Eukaryota; Metazoa; Nematoda; Chromadorea; Rhabditida; Strongylidae.